Coccinella septempunctata (seven-spotted ladybird) is the source of this 1206-nucleotide messenger RNA. Its product is annotated as neuroglian-like. The transcript is spliced from 4 exons. Bases 89 to 1192 code for a protein of 367 amino acids. Lineage: Eukaryota; Metazoa; Arthropoda; Insecta; Coleoptera; Coccinellidae. Gene Ontology annotation, molecular function: cytokine binding; cytokine receptor activity. Gene Ontology annotation, cellular component: external side of plasma membrane; signaling receptor complex. Gene Ontology annotation, biological process: cytokine-mediated signaling pathway. The record is from RefSeq and is a predicted model, not a curated record.
AACAAAUUAUUUAACGCCUUUAUGUCUCGUGCCAUUUCCUGAUGGCUUAUAACUGCAGCAUUCACUAAUUUCUGAUUGUUCGUGUGAGAUGUCUUUCAUAUGUAUUGUUCUGAGCCUUCUGGUGUAUCCUUGCUAUGGUAUUAAUAAUAUAAGAGAACUUGUACCGAAAGAAGCCCCGCAGAACUUGAGUAUCAUCGAAAUACACGGAAAAUACCUACAGGUCGAAUGGGAUCCAGUACCGCCAGAAUCAGUGAGGGGAACUUUCAGGGGUUACUUGGUGCGAAUUUGGAACCAUGCUUCCAGUCAAGUUUACGCUGUACCACCUCAGGUCAAUAGAGCUAGUAUAGAGUUCUUCCCUUACUCAAGAAAUUUCGUAACUGUUUCUGUCAGAAAUAAUAAGUUCAUAGGACCACCAAGCGAUGCCAUCAACUUUGACGCCCCACAAGGAGCUCCCAAUUAUCCCACACUUUUUGAGGCCCACCAAAUAGGGAACAGUUCCCUCUUGCUGCAGUGGAAUAUGCCAACUCAACCAAACGGAAUAUUACUCGGAUACAAAAUCUACUGUACCGAAGUCAACUCAACUUACGUGAAUGACGCAACAGCCUUUUCAUUUAUUGUUUUGGAUCCACUUAAAUUCCAGACGAAGAUCUCCGAUUUGACCCCAGGAGCUACAUAUAAAAUUGGAGUUGCAGCCAUAAACUGUGUAGGAGAAAGCUUGACCAACUAUCUCGAUAUUCAGAUAUAUCCUCAUUAUCCUUCUCAACCUUCGGUACCAGAUUUCAAGUACAACAUAAAUUACGUAGAAAUAGAUACUGAAGAGAUAUGUAUCGAACCAGUUGACCACUUUGAGAAAGAAGAUAACGAGUUCUACCUAACCAACAUGAAUAACGAGCGGUCUGCCAAAUCUUCAAAACGAGAGAAUCCUUGCUACGUGACAACGAGAAUAACAUGGAUACCCGAUAUUGGAAAGAACCCAGGAUCCCAUUUCUACGUGAAAUAUAAAAUGAAAGGGGCUCCUGAUUACUUCGUUACAGACCACGAAUUUAGAAACGACUUCAUGCUGCUAAAACAUUUCGACGCUUGCCAAAGUUACGACAUAAUUGUCGUUUCUGUGGACGACGAGUUCGAAACAGAAAGUAAAAAAGUUGAAACUCCUGUCAUGAGUUUUCCACCGAAGAUAAAUAGUAUAUAAACAUUUUAAAUGAU